Molecule: messenger RNA, 4524 nt
Organism: Microtus ochrogaster (prairie vole)
Lineage: Eukaryota; Metazoa; Chordata; Mammalia; Rodentia; Cricetidae
Gene: Dusp11
Product: dual specificity phosphatase 11
Biological process (GO): protein dephosphorylation
Molecular function (GO): polynucleotide 5'-phosphatase activity
Source: RefSeq, a predicted model, not a curated record
UGACGUCAUCACGGCGGGCACGACGCACGCGAAGUAGCAAGGCGUCGGCCACUGCGCGUUCCUGCGAGUGCGCUCUGGAUCCUUCGUCGUCUCCUGGCGGCCUUGAGGUCGCCACCCUGGCCGCUCUGGCCCGUCUGGCGUUGGGUGGGCGGCAUAGCUGCGCCCACAUGAACCAGCGGCAUUACGGCCGCAAUGGUCGCGGUCGGAGCCGAGACUUCUCUGGCCGUGCCCCACCGAGGAAGAAGGGCAGAAACCACGUCCCGGAAAGGUGGAGAGAUUAUCUCCCUGUUGGACAGCGGAUGCCUGGGACCCGUUUCAUUGCUUUCAAAGUUCCCUUGCAAAAGAAAUUUGAAGCAGAGCUUAUGCCAGAAGAGUACUUUUCUCCUUUGGAUCUUUUUAAUAAAAUUCAAGAACAAAAUGAAGAACUUGGAUUGAUAAUUGAUUUAACAUAUACUCAUCGCUAUUAUAAAGCAGAGGAUUUGCCAGAAACUAUUUCUUACAUAAAAAUUCUUACAGUUGGCCAUCAGGUACCUGAUAAUGGCACUAUUCUUAAGUUCAAGUGUGCAGUUAAAGAGUUUUUAAAGAAAAACAAAGACAAUGACAAACUUAUUGGUGUCCACUGUACCCAUGGCUUAAACAGGACUGGCUACCUCAUUUGCAGAUAUUUGAUUGAUGUAGAAGGCAUGAGGCCAGAUGAUGCAAUUGAAUUAUUCAACAGCUGCCGGGGGCACUGCAUAGAAAGACAGAACUACAUUGAAAACCUGCAGAAUCGUCGUGUCAAAAAGAAGCGGAAUACUAGCACAUCUAAGUCAGGUGAUCUUGAAAACUCAGCACAUCUUACCGAAGAAGUCCACAGCACUAAGAAGCCUGUGAACCAAGGACCUCGGUACCAUUGGCCUGCUGGUUGUUCAACACCUUCCCGACAUUUUCACACCCAGUCCCAGUACUCCCAGCAAUUGUUCAGAAAACACAACCAGAGUGUUUACCAGAGAGGCCUUAUCCCUCUUCCUGGUCCGGCUGAAGAGUACUAUUUACAGAGAAGAUUCUUCUGGAACGGGAAGCCAAAUGGUAGUCAAGCAACCCAGAAUAAGAAGUGGAUUUCCGGUAGUUACCAGAGGCAGUUCUACCCAGCCUACUGGGGUUGGACCCAGUGAGGCACACGUGGAUGGGCUGUUACAGGGGCCACCUGAAAUCAGAGCUGGACAGAGGACAGCUGGAUUACUUUUAAUAAAAUCAGGUCUAGGCAAUUAAAAAAUUUUUAACAUUUUUUUAACUUUUUAAAAUGUUUUAUUAUUCCUUUGUGUGUAUAAAGUUUAAAGAUUUCAUUACUGAUGGCCGCACAGUGAGAUGACAGCCAUCCAGAACACUUCUCAUUCCAGGCUCAGCUUUCCUCAAAGGUUUCUGAAUGGGUAAACUGUUAUUAACUUGCAAAUGUUUUAAUUGCUUUUCAUUUUCCCUGUCUAUUUCCUCUGUCCAUGCCUGUAACUGUGUGUAGGUACAAAGGUUCAUAGUGUCUUACCAUGUUCUGUUACCAACAGUCUCCAGGGGUGUCUUUUUACCCUAACUGUUCAAAUUUCCUACUAAACAUCUAGCCAGUAGACAAUUUAUUUGGCACCUACUCUCUUUUUACUUGUGGGACUCUUCAGCGUUCUUUCCUUGGUGAUCAGGGUCAGAAUUUAACCAACUUCUUACUGAACUGCCAGGUUAACCACCUAACCCAGAGAAGUGUAAAUUUUUAGGGACUGAUUGUUAAGUUGGACAAGAGGAAACUAACCAAUAACCAGAAUGCUGCUUAAAUUAUAAUUUAUCUGGCAGAGUCACUACUACCAAUAGGGUAGAACUAUUCAGAAAGCUUGAAAACCUCUGUAGAUUUUAAAGGUCGAACAGACUAGGACUGAGCAUCCAUCCUUGGUUAUCCUGGAAGACAGGGUGGUGUUGACCCUGCGGCCCUCUGUUCAGGAUUUGUCCAGAGGCCUCCCACACUGCAAUGGUGCUCUUCCUCUGGAACACACUUCAAGCUACUUGGAGGUGCUAAUUACUUCGUGCUCAUCGUGACACAUCAUAGUCCACAGCAAGCGUUUGAUGAAUGCCUGGGCAAUUAAUUUGGCUUCUGUCUUUAAAGUCUCUGAUUUUGAGGAUUUGUAACACUGAUGCCACAUACGGUAGCUAUUUUCUCCAUCGUGUGUACAUGUGGAGUGUGACCCUGAGGAAGCUUCAGCAGCUCUUCUAGUCUGGCCUAGUGGGACUAAUUUGCUCUGUGAGGUCGCUCCACGCUCAAGUGAUGGCUCUUAAAGUUUUUCUCUACUUACCACAUUUAACAGAGGUUCAGAGUGCUUCUUGCUACAAGGCUCCCCCUGCAGAAUUAUUCCCCAGAAUAUAUCUGAAGGUUCAGCAUUGUAAGAGACUGGAUCAGGCAGUUGUGAAGUAAGAGGACAAAGCUGGGGCAGGUAGAGAACAUCCAGCUUUGGAGGUGUAGGACAGCUUGGAAAAGCAGCUUCUGUGGAGGACAGUGCCACCUUCAGGAACUGUUUCUGCCACCUGUCCUGUUUCUCUGCCUUUGGAUUACCAACACCUUGUUAAAAGCCUCACUUACCAUUGGAUUACUCAGCUUUCAUUCUUACACACACUGUCUGGCUUCUGUCCAUGUCACACCAUCCAAAGGCCUAGUAAAAGGAAGCAGCCAGAUCUUUUUAAAGUUUCCAGUGGUCUAUCUAUGUAGUGUUUUAAAUUAUAUUGUUAUUUUAAAGGCACACAUGAAUACUUUCUCAGGUAGCUUUCCUGAGAUUACCGCGUAAAAAGCAUCUUCCAUGCUCUCCUAUUAUAAAGUCAUAGCGGUAGCUAGCUCAAGUAUUUUUGCCUUAUUCUGUGUCUUCCUCUGUUGUUUAAGGAAUACACUUACAGAUCACCACUUCUUGAUUUUCCAAUUUGUGAUAAUAUGUGUUGAUGAGUUCUUCCUAUGGCAUAUGAGCAUUUAGCCCUCAGCCUACCCACCCCAUAGCUUUUCCCAGCUUUUGAUGACAUUUACGUUACUAGGUAAAUGUUAGUCUGCAUGAGCCAUGGUGUUCAUGGUUGUAGGUUCAAGUCUCCCCUUUGCUUCACAUGUUUGCCUCAUUUGGCCAUUUUUCAUUGAUACAUCACAAAUUCAUCCUCUAUAUCCAGUGGCACUGUAAACAGUCUCUGUGAAUGAUGUGCUCUUUGACUCUUUUCCCGAAACUUCUUAAAAUGUUCAGGUUAGGUGCCAAGUUUGGUUGGUAGGGCUGCCGUCAUGGAGUAUCAGAUGGACGAUGCAGUGCGCAGGAGUUCUAUUUCUCAUAGUCCGGAUGCUGGGGAAAAUGGAGGAGUCAGCAAGAAUUGUUUCCAUGUGGUCACUGGCUUACUACAUCUCUCCCUCCCUCCCUCCCUCCCCCCACCCUCCCCUCUCUCUCCCCCUCCUUCCCUCCAGCUCAGAUGCUGUGAGGCUGAGAUGCUCUGUAGUUCUCUCCUAAAGAUGUCAGUCAUUAGACCAAGGCUCACCUUGGAGACCUGAUUUUAAUGUUAUUUGCCUCUUUAAAGUCUUGGUCUCCAAAUGCAGUGGUAUUUCAGAUGCUGGAGCUUUAACAUAGGCUCUGAGGAAACAACCGAGUCCAGAGGAAGCACACCGCCGAUUCACUACUCCUGGGACAGCUCCUGAUCAGGGCUCUUUCCUCUUGUCUUGUCUUGGAACCCUCUUUAAGGCUCCUGGUUCCCAGGGUACAACUUUCAUGACUGUAAUUUCCCGUUUGGUCAGUUAUGUCUUCUCAGGGCUGGGUAGGAUGUAAAGGUUUGGGUAGCUGAGCCACAGAAAUGCAUCCGUUUGUCUCUGCUCCUGUACUGCAGUGUCAGGUGGGCACUCCCAGUCCUGCUGUUUGCGACCUCACUGCUGGUUGUUGAAAUCUUUUCUGAUCUAGAAUAUUUUUCUGUGCCCUGUAAAUGUUUCUCUUGAAGUUUUAGAGUCUUCUAUAUCUCAGAUGUCAUCAUUUCUAUCCACAAUGAUACAUAACAAGUAAAUCCUUUCAAUCUGGUAAAUUGCAAGAAAAAAAUUUUGAAUAUUUAUUUAUGCUCAUUGGUGUUCUGUCUGUGUGUAUGUCUGUGAGGUUGUCGAAUCCUCUGGAGCUGGAGUUACAGUUGUGAGCUGCCGUGUGGAUGCUGGGAUUUGAACCCAGGUCCUGGAACAGCAGCCAUUGCUCUUAACCACUAAGCCAUCUUAUUUAAUGCUACUUACUAGCAUUAAUCCCUAAUUCUAAGGCAACUUCUAGUUGGAUGUCAGAUUUCUUUCCUGAGACCUCUGAUUUAAUUAUGUUUUUAUUUUUAUUUAACCUUUUCAUGUAAUUUCUUUUUUUAGUAUUUUUCUGAUACACUGGGCUAGGGGUGCUGCGAUUGAACCUAGGACCUCGUGCAUGCUAGACAUGUACUCUGUUGUUGAGUUAUACCUCCAGUCCCCUUCUGAUCUAUAUAUGAUUUAUAUAAACAUAAUAAAAAUAUAAAAGAUUUUCUGAUAUAUAAAUA